Molecule: messenger RNA, 3892 nt
Organism: Tupaia belangeri chinensis (Chinese tree shrew)
Lineage: Eukaryota; Metazoa; Chordata; Mammalia; Scandentia; Tupaiidae
Gene: ZNF382
Product: zinc finger protein 382
Exons: 5
Coding region: 472-2124 (550 amino acids)
Biological process (GO): regulation of transcription by RNA polymerase II
Cellular component (GO): nucleus
Molecular function (GO): DNA-binding transcription activator activity, RNA polymerase II-specific; RNA polymerase II cis-regulatory region sequence-specific DNA binding
Source: RefSeq, a predicted model, not a curated record
UUGGCCGGGGGUGAGGCCGGUGGGUUCCUGGGGCUCUGAGGAGGCCGACAGGGCAGCUGGGCUCUCUGACCCUGGCGAGCAGACUAAGGAAGCGAAACCGGGUGGGAGACCAAGGAGGAAACCCGGAGUCCGAGUCGGGCGUGGUAAUUCUGAGGAGAGAACCGGGAUUGCCGUAUCCAGUAGCUCAGAUCAGUGCAAGCGGGGGGCCUCGGGCGUGUUCUGUGGGCGUGACCCUGAGGGGUGUCCCCGAGUGUGACCUGGAGCGAGCUCCACGAAGAGGGGUUUUGCCUGUUUUGACCCCAAGGAAGAUCCUUCGAUGGUAGUGGGUCCCCGUACACAGUGUGCGCCUAACGGGGCUGACCUGUGCCCAACCUGCUGGAUUUUGGGAUUUUUCCCUUUUCCAAAAGAAGAGCUCAAAAGAGAAGGUUCAUCUCACAAAUCUCAAAGCCAUGUCUCAGGAUGAACUAGAGUAUGCCCUUACAGGGUGCAGUAUCAUUCAAGGAUGUGACUGUGGACUUCAGCCAGGAGGAGUGGCAGCAACUGGACCCUGCUCAGAAGGCCCUCUACAGAGAUGUGAUGUUGGAAAACUAUUGCCACUUAAUCUCUGUGGGGUUUCACAUGACUAAGCCUGAUGUGAUCCACAAGUUGGAACAAGGAGAAGAGCUAUGGACGGAGAGAAUUUUUCCAAGUCAGAGCUACCUAGAAGAAGAUGGGAAAGCUGAAGAUGUUUUACUGAAGUUCAGAGAAUACCAGGACAAGCAUUCUAGAUCAGUCGUAUUCAUCAACCACAAAAAAUUAAUUAAGGAGAGAAGCAAUAUUUAUGAGAAGACACUUGCUCUAGGCAAACACCAUGUUAUUUCAAAAACAAUAGUACAUGAAUAUAAGCCUGAUGGAAAGAUUUUGAAAAAUAUUUCAGGAAUAGUCCCUAAAAAUAAUCCUUUAAGAGAGAAGUUUAUUGAGAGUAAUGGAUGGGAGAAAUCUCUCUUUAAUACUAAGCAUGAUAAAAUUCAUCCUGCAAUGAAUCUCCAUAAACACACAGAAAGAGAUGUCAAUGGUAAACAGGAGCUUAUGCACCAUCAGAAGUUUCAAACUCCAGAGCAAUCAUUUGAACAUAAUGAAUGUGAAAAACCCUCUUUUGUGCAAGGAAUGUUAUUUACACAUACUAGGAUUCACAAAGGAGAAAGAACCUUUGAAUACAAUAAAGAUGAGAUUGCCUUCAUAGGAAAGUCAAAUCUUGGCAUUCAUGCACAUAAUCUUAUGGAAAAGAAAUCCUCUACAUACAACAAAUAUGGGAAAUUCCUCUGCAGAAAGCCUGUUUUUAUCUUGCAUCAGAGACCUCAAACAGAAGAGAAACCGUUUCAAUGUCCUUACUGUGGGAAUAGCUUCAGAAGGAAGUCAUACCUUAUUGAACAUCAGCGAAUUCACACAGGUGAGAAACCUUAUGUUUGCAAUCAGUGUGGAAAAGCCUUCCGUCAGAAAACAGCCCUCACUCUUCAUGAAAAAACACAUAUAGAGGGAAAACCCUAUCUUUGUAUUGAUUGUGGGAAGUCUUUCCGCCAGAAGGCAACACUCACUAGACAUCACAAAACACAUACAGGGGAGAAAGCCUAUGAAUGUACUCAAUGUGGAAGUGCCUUUAGAAAGAAGUCAUACCUCAUUGAUCAUCAGAGAACACACACAGGAGAGAAACCAUAUCAAUGCAAUGAGUGUGGGAAGGCAUUUAUCCAGAAGACAACGCUCACUGUACAUCAGAGAACUCACACAGGAGAGAAACCCUAUAUUUGUAAUGAAUGUGGGAAGUCAUUCUGCCAAAAGACAACCCUUACUCUCCAUCAGAGAAUUCAUACAGGAGAAAAACCCUACAUUUGUAAUGAAUGUGGCAAGUCUUUCCGCCAGAAAGCAAUCCUCACUGUUCAUCAGAGAAUACACACAGGAGAGAAAUCCAAUGGAUGUCCUCAAUGUGGAAAAGCCUUUAGUAGGAAAUCGAAUCUCAUCCGCCAUCAGAAAACUCAUACAGGGGAAAAACCAUAUGAAUGCAAAGCAUGUGGAAAGUUCUUUAGUUGUAAGUCAAACCUCAUUGUCCAUCAGAAAACUCACAAGGUAGAAACCAUGGGAAUUCAAUAAGUAAUGUGACUUUUUUGUAAGAACUUCUUAAGUCAUAGUAAACCCUAUCCAUGAUGUUACAAGUGUAGUAAUAUUCAACAAUUCAAGGUAUAUACCACAUAUCUAUCUGUGUUUGCUAGUCUGUAAAAAGUACACAUAAAAAAUAUUACCUGACAAAUCAAAUGACAAAAACUAUUGAAAAUAUAAGUCCCAAUCUUUUAAUUAGUAUGUUGAAAAGAUGAAAAGUUCCUCUGCCAAAUUACUAUAAACUUUUAAAAUGGAAACAGUUGGCCAACCAGCAGUGGUCCACAGAUUAUACUGUGAGUAGAAAUGCUUUAAAAGAAAGGUGUGCACUACAUUUCUUAUUGCAAAUAUGGGAUAAAACUAGUUGUUACCACCUCAAAGUUAACCACAGUUCUCAAUUCUAAUAUUAUACAUUAGGUUUUACAUAUUAUAAACCUUUAUAUAAAUUGGAUUAUAUAUCAUGUAUUCUUUCAUAUACAUGUCUCACUCAGCAUUAUGUCUCUGAGUCUAAUCAUAAGUGCAUUUGACAGAAGUUAUUUAUUUUCAUUCUAUGUAGAAUCCCAUCAUAUGACCGUAUCACAAUUUAUCCAUUCUACUGUUUAUAUUGUUUAUAGCUUAGAGUCAUAAUAAAUAAUGCUUCUAAGAACAUAUUUGUCUUUUAACAUACCUAUAUGCAUUUCUCUUAUAUAUAUACUUAGGAGUGGAAUUGCUGGGUCUUAGGGGACAUGUAUGUUCAGUCAGAUUUGGUAAAUAUUUCCAAAGAACACAGAAUUUUUACAGCAUGAGAUAAUUCACUCUUGAAAGGAAACAACUGUGAAUAUUAUCAAUAUGAUAAUAAUGCAGACUAGAGAAUUCAUGCCAGAGAGGAAGUCUAUAAAAUUAUACCGUGAAAAUUGGGAAUGUGACUAAGUAAAAAGGCUUUUAGCCACUGCACAAAUCUUAAUACAAUAUUAGACAAAUAUAAUAAAUAUAAGGUUGUCUUUAACCAAAGAUAGUAUCUUAUUUAAAAUCAAAAGUUAUUCUAGAGAAAGAGAAGCAUCCAGCAUUUUUCUUGCUCAACUUCAGAGAAUUCUGAAAGGAGAAAAAUCCUGUGACUAUGUUGAGGGUUGGGAGUGAGAGAAGAUACAGUCUCCACCCAUGGCCUAUAUCUUACAGUCAUAUACAGGCAAUAUGAAAAUACUUUAUUCAUAGCUCAAGUCUUAUACAACACCAGGGAAUUCAUACUGGAUGGGAAUUCUUCAAAUGAAAUUAUUGUAAGAAUGAGUAGCCAUAGCUCACUCCCUAUACAACAUCAUAGAAUUCAUACAAAAGAAAGGAAGAUUUAAAAGGAAACAAAUGAGGCAUGGGAUUCUUAACUAUAGGGAAAACUAGCUUCCAUGAUAGAAGGUCAACCAUACUGAGACUGUAUUGUUAGAGAGUCUCUGUGUAAGCACCCUGGUCAACAGCCCCAGUAGGGCUCCCAGCCAUCAGUCAGCAGCAGCUUCCAGCCUGUGAGUAAGCCUUCUUGGACAGUCUAAUCUUCAGAUGAUUAGUCCCUUCUGACACAUCAAGGUAGGACCACAAAAGAGAUCCCAAGCAGGAACUACCCAGCUUGAGGCCUUCCCAAAUUCCUUAUCCACAAAGUAGUUUCUUUUAUUAUUAUUAAAUUUGAUUGUGUGAUUAAAAGAAAACUUGGGCUGCCAGGUGCGAUGGUGGUUUGGGUGUUGAAUACCACAGGGCCAACUUUGUGGUUUGAGUCUUGGACCUGGCAACUUGAGAAAAACGC